UUUUCAUGAUGUCAUCCAUUCAUCAUUGUGAGCUGAUUGGUGGCCCCAGGCCUUGGCUGGCUGCCCAAGGCCAGGAGGGAAGAAAGAGGACCCAGGACAAAUGCGCAGCAGGCCCCUGAGUAUGUGCGGAAAUGUUGUCAUCAGUUCCACAUAGAAAGACUUGGAACAAAUCGAAGAAGACAGUAAAAGUCACAAGAUCCUAUCCAACCUUCCCUUCCCUGAAUGCCUGGGAAGAAUUCAGGGGCCUCUUUCCUGUGGAUGGGGAACCAAAUCCUGGAGUGGGCCUGGGUGUGGAGGAGGGACUGCUCGGCCAGAUGGUUCAUUCUCCAGAAUUCAACCUGUUUCCUGAAUCAGUGGUGUUUGAAAGCAACUUUGUCCAGGUCAGAAAGGGCAGGAACUGGAUAGACAUCUACAAAGCCUGCAACACCAUGGCCCUGGGGGUGACCUCCUCCGUGCCCUGCCUGCCUCUUCCCAACAUCCUCCUCAUGGCCAGUGUCAAAUGGCACCACGGGCAGAACCAGACAUGGAACAAACCAUCCACAGCCCCCAAGAUCAUCCUGAAGAGGAUUCUCCCAUUGAAGUUUGUGGAGCUCCAGGUCUCUGACCGCCUUCAACGUGUCCUGCGGUUGAGGACAGUCACAGAGAAGAUAUACUAUCUAAAACUCCACCCCGACCACCCUGAGACUGUCUUCCACUUCUGGAUCCGGCUCAUUCAAAUUCUGCAGAAGGGCCUGUCCAUCACCACCAAAGACCCCAGGAUUCUUGUCACUCACUGCCUGGUACCCAAGAGUAGCUGCAGUCCCUCAGGAGACUCACAGUUAGUACAGAAGAAACCCCAAGCUUCCCAGCCCAGCGAGAGCCUCAUGCAGCUGAUGGCCAAAGGGGAGAGUGAGGCCCUCUGUCAGAUCUUUGCUGACUUGCAUCAGCACCACCUGUUCAGGUACAUGACUCAAAUCCAGCCAGCUUGAUGUCCACAGGUGGUCUGCCCCAGAGACCCAGAAACCAAGUAAUCUGGUUAAGGGGCACAAGGAAGUACAUGAAAUUCUGCCCUUCCAUAUCCAAUCCAGUCUGUAUUCUUGACUCAGGGAAACCUUUCUGUGGUCUCCUUGCCUGCUUGUCCUCCACAAGCACUGUGGGCUUGACUUCAGAGGAGGAUAUUCAUAAAAAAUGAAAAGUAACCUCUUCAAUAUUAAGAAUAAAUUAGUGACACAGUGGAAAUGUAAAACCUAAUUUCUAAUCUAGUUUCUAGAUUUCCUGCUGAGAAAUAAUCAAAACAUUGUUUAAAACAUCCUCUAACACUGAGUUCCUUUACCUACAUACUUGGCCUCUGCUUGGACUCUAUGGAGCUUCUGUGGUCAUUUUUUUAAGUGUUUUCUGGAAAGCUCCCUCAUGUAGGCCUGUCUUCUCCAUGUCUGAGGAAAUGUCAUUGUAGGUACAGAUGACUUGGGGUUGACUCUUAGGACUGGUGUAUGAGAGAGACAAAAGCACAGCGCAGUUAGACCUCAGAGUACCACGGCCAGAGAGCAAAGAUCAAGUGGGAACCAGAGUCCUAGCGAACUUGACAUGUGGUGUCAAAGAAAAGAGAGAACAGAAAUAAGUUAGUAAAUGUCACCAUGAGAGAAAGACAGCAGAGAAGGAGAUUUUGUCAUGACAGGGACCAGCAACUCAGAGAGAGAAUUUUAAAGAGAAAGUUCUUUUGCAUGUAUGAGUGCCAGUAAUAAACUGAAAAUCAGGUUAGCACAGAGGAGGCGAAGUCUCAUAGUGGGUAAGUGCUCACAUAGGUUUGGACCCAAGUCACUGCUCUGACUAUGAGCCCUUGGGCACAUUGCUUAACUCUGCUGGGCCUCAGUUUUCAGAUCUGUAAAGUGGAAAUUAUGAUAAUGCCAACCUCAUCCAGAUAGUGUCAGUAUAAAAUGAACCCAAAUGCAUCAAGUGCUUGGCUGGUCCUCAGCAAAUUUAGAGGCAGUUAUAAGUUAACUUUCAACAAAUAUUAACUUGUAUUCUAACUUGGGCUGAAAGUAGAAAAGUGAUAACACAAGAAAAAGACUUAUUAGUUGCCCACUGUUGAAUAAUUUUUUAUACUGGGGUUGUCACUUGGUAUAUCACACAGAGAUCUGUAAUGAAGAAGUUCCAGGGUAAGAUAUCACAUUCUGAACAGGAGACCUCUGGACUUAAUACAGCAAUUUUUUUUUUUUUUUUUGGGACCACACCACUCAGCUUGCAAGCUCUUAGCUCACUGACCAAGGGUAGAACUCCUGACCCCAGGCAGUGGAAGUGCAGAGUUCUAACCAUUGGACCAUCAGGGAAUUCCCAGAACAAGAUAUUCUGAAGCAACUUUUUGAUUGUCUCAAAAUGUUAACUCACAGAUUUUCUUUAUUACUCUUAGGACAAGCCUCUGUUUAUACCUCAUUAGCCACACCUAUAUUUAGUCAAAGCUAU
Capra hircus (goat) is the source of this 2439-nucleotide messenger RNA. RefSeq names its product family with sequence similarity 71 member F1 (gene GARIN1B). Bases 132 to 968 code for a protein of 278 amino acids. NCBI's taxonomy places the organism in Eukaryota, Metazoa, Chordata, Mammalia, Artiodactyla, Bovidae. The record is from RefSeq and is a predicted model, not a curated record. Gene Ontology annotation, cellular component: nucleus. The transcript has 4 exons.